GGAAAAAAAAAAAAAACCAUCAUCACCCACAUCCACCUCCUAAUUUCUUACACCAGAGAGAAGGAUUAGCGACCUCCUCUAUUUAUAUACUUUCCACCCUCUCACAGAUUCGAAACCCAUCUAUACACCUUAACCUUUUCUCUCUUUGUAUAAAAUCUUCAAUUUUUAAUUGAUUCAAUCGAAUUGGAGGAACAAAGUAAGAGAAAAAAGGGGGCCUUUUCGGGGAGGAUGAACACGCCCUCUGUUCUUCUUAUGCCUCCUCUCAGAUCUUAGAUUGCCGGGAUUUCGCAUCUGGGUUCUUCCAAUCGGAAUCCUGUAUUACGAGUUGAUUGAUCCAUGAAGGACCCGAUGUUCCUGGAUUGAAUUCGAGAAUACCCAUUUCACAUCUGAUAUAGAUAUACUAUCUAACAGUGGUCUGGGUCAUUUCUCGGAUAAGAAAAUGGAAUCGGAUCUUGGCAAGCUCUUCAUCGGUGGAAUUUCUUGGGACACAAAUGAAGAUCGUCUCAAGGAAUAUUUCAAAACUUAUGGGGAAGUGGUGGAGGCUGUCAUCAUGAAGGAUCGGACCACAGGUCGAGCUCGUGGAUUUGGUUUUGUUGUCUUUGCAGACCCUGCUGUUGCAGAGAGAGUUGUAAUGGAAAAACACACGAUAGAUGGUAGAACAGUUGAGGCAAAGAAGGCUGUCCCUAGGGAUGAUCAACACAUUCUGAAUAGAAACAACAGUAGCAUUCAUGGAUCACCAGGUCCUGCCCGCACUAAAAAGAUAUUUGUAGGAGGUUUAGCAUCCACAGUUACAGAGAGCGACUUUAAAAAGUACUUUGAUCAGUUUGGGACAAUCACAGAUGUGGUGGUGAUGUAUGAUCACAACACCCAAAGGCCAAGAGGUUUUGGAUUCAUCACUUAUGAUUCAGAGGAAGCAGUAGAGAAGGUGUUGCUGAAAACUUUUCAUGAACUGAAUGGUAAAAUGGUUGAGGUCAAGAGGGCCGUUCCCAAAGAGUUGUCCCCAGGGCCUAGUCGUAGUCCACUCGGCGGUUAUAACUAUGGAUUGAGUAGGGUGAAUAGCUUCCUUACUGGAUACAAUCAGGGGUAUAAUCCAAGCUCAGUUGGUGGCUAUGGAGUUAGGAUGGAUAGUAGAUUUGGUCCAGUUGCUGGUAGUCGGAGUGGCUUUCCCUCAUUUGGUCCUCCUGGUUAUGGAAUGGGUUUGAAUUUUGAGCCAGGGUUGAGCCCCAACUAUGGGGGCAGCACAAGCUUCAGUAACAGUCUCGGCUAUGGACGGGGAUUGAAUCCAUAUUACAGUGGGAACUCAAACAGAUUUGGCAGUCCUAUUGGCUUUAGCGGGGGCAAUGGAGGAAGCAGUUCUGUUUUUAAUUCAACUAGUAGAAAUGUGUGGGGUAAUGGAGGACUUAAUUAUGCCACAAACUCUGCAACCUCUAGUACUUUCAUGGGAUCUGGAAGUGGUAGCAUUGGAGGAGGUUCGUUUGGCAAUAGUACUGGAGCAAAUUGGGGUUCAUCUCCUUCUAUUUUGGCUCCAGGUGGAGGGAUCGGUUCUGGCUAUUCUAGUGGGAAUCUUGGUUAUGGAAGUGGGGAUAGCAGCUAUGGUUUGGGUGGGGGAGGAUAUGGAAGAAACAGUGGAACUAAUGUGGCCCCAACAUCAUCUUAUGCUGCAUCAAAUGGUGGUUAUGAUGGAGCAUAUGGAGACUUUUAUGGUGGCAGUUCAGUUUAUGGAGACCCCACUUGGCGGUCUGCAUCUUCAGAGCUAGAUGUGUCGGGUUCGUUUGGUUAUGGGCUUGGCAAUGCAGCAUCAGAUGUUUCCACUAAAAAUUCUGCAGGCUAUGUUGGUAGUUACAGUGUUACCAAUAGACAAUCAAAUAGAGGAAUUGCUGCCUAGGAGUAUUGUCAUUUGGAUGUCAGGAACUUAUUGUAGGUGAAGGAAAUCCGGUGAACCAGGUGAAUGACUGUGAAUUUCAUACAUCUCCAUCGUUAAUAUAUUUCAGUAAAAAGGAAAUUGAUUAUCUAGAGCUAACUGGAUUGCUGUUUUGAAGAAGUUGAAUUCAGAAAGAAGCUGUUACAAGGGAUUUUGUGUAAGGUUUGAGUUUUUAAUUUAGGUUUUCUUUUCCUUAUUGGGGUUUGAUUGAGAUGUAAAAUCAGUUGCGGGAUGUAUUCAGAAAGAGUGGUUCCAAUUACUGUAUCGUGCAUCUCGUGACGCAGCGAUACGUAUUCAAUAGACUAUUUUUUCUUAAAUUUUUUUUUUCUGCUGUAAUGUCUCUGGCAAAGUUGUUGGUUUUUGUCAGGUAUGUUUCCUCUUCUUUUCAUUUCUUUUCCUCUUCUGGGUUUUCUUCUCAGAUUGUCCCAGAGGAUCUGGUUUAUUACUAGUGUGAAACUUUUGAGGGAUUCCCAUAUGGGGCCCCAAUAAUAAGUUACCAAAUAUUCUGAUUCAGUUCC
Molecule: messenger RNA, 2439 nt
Organism: Macadamia integrifolia
Lineage: Eukaryota; Viridiplantae; Streptophyta; Magnoliopsida; Proteales; Proteaceae
Product: heterogeneous nuclear ribonucleoprotein 1-like
Exons: 5
Coding region: 440-1885 (481 amino acids)
Molecular function (GO): RNA binding
Source: RefSeq, a predicted model, not a curated record